Messenger RNA from Fomitopsis serialis, 630 nucleotides. RefSeq lists its product as uncharacterized. The record is from RefSeq and is a predicted model, not a curated record. The transcript has 5 exons. NCBI's taxonomy places the organism in Eukaryota, Fungi, Basidiomycota, Agaricomycetes, Polyporales, Fomitopsidaceae. The coding region runs from base 76 to 459 and encodes 127 amino acids. Gene Ontology annotation, cellular component: vacuolar transporter chaperone complex; fungal-type vacuole membrane.
GCCCGUUUAGGUGCAUGCAGUCCUAACUCCCGCCUUCGCUCAGGGACGCCGCCUACCUUGCGCAUCCCCUCCACCAUGUCCACGCAGCCUCUGCUGCAGCGCACUGCGGCGAAGCGCAUCGCUCUGCCCGUCCGGGUCGAGCCCAAAGUCUCCUUCGCGAACGAGAGGACGUUUCUCUCGUGGCUGCACUUCACCGUAGUCCUUGGCGGCCUUGCCGUCGGUCUGCUCAAUUUUGGAGAUAAGGUUGGAAAAAUCAGCGCGGCGAUGUUCUCGGUGGUCGCUAUGGCGGUGAUGGUGUAUGCUCUAUACACAUAUCACUGGAGGGCGGCAUCCAUUCGCAAGGGUGGACGUGGGCCGUACGAUGACAGAUAUGGACCUACAAUAUUGUGCAUUGCUCUGCUGGUCGCUAUCGUCGCAAACUUCAUCUUGCGCUUCUCACAGGAAGAUACGAAACCCUGAACGAGGCUUCCGAGCUUUCAGAGGGGACACAUUUAGCGUGGCAUCCCGCGUACCGUAUACCACAGCCUAGGAUAUCACUGACACGGGGGCUUCCUUCGCCGCCGACCUUGUUUACCUUGUCUCGGUCCUGUAUCUGUACCUGCAAGGAACCAUCUUACCGUCUGCUUCCAU